Hydractinia symbiolongicarpus is the source of this 962-nucleotide messenger RNA. RefSeq names its product universal stress protein Sll1388-like. The transcript has a single exon. The record is from RefSeq and is a predicted model, not a curated record. Bases 214 to 741 code for a protein of 175 amino acids. NCBI's taxonomy places the organism in Eukaryota, Metazoa, Cnidaria, Hydrozoa, Anthoathecata, Hydractiniidae.
AAGGCCUCUUUAAUUAGGCGGGCGGUGUGUCCGGUGUGUCCGUGAAAGGUUUUAAACUUCGAAAACCUAUGUGCGUUUGACCACAUACCACAUUGUGCCAAACUGCACGAAAAUGGAACGUCCUCGUUUUCCUGUGUGCAGAAAUCACAUAAAAGCUAGCUUGCUCUUGUGUUAUGUAGAAUUUUGGUAUUGGUUUUAGUUUGUGUAGAGAAAAUGUCAAAAGACCCAAGAUUAAUUUUGCUUCCAGUUGAUGACUCGCCUCACAGCGAAAGAGCUUUUGAUUGGUACCUUCAACAUUUACAUCGACAAGAUGAUCAACUUGGUAUUGUCCAUUUUCAUCAAGCACCUCAACCGACAGCUGAAAAGUAUGGUGUGUUAAGUGUUGGUUUGGUUGAUGAUUCAGAUAAAUUUAAGGAAGAAAUGAAAGCAAGCUUGCAGAAAUCAAAGAAAUUGAUUGAGAAAUACGAAAAGAAGGCUAAAGAUUCUGGGAUAAAAAGCGAAACAUUGCUUACGAGCAGUGUUCAUGGCCCUGGAGCAGGAAUAUGUGACCUUGCCGAAAAACGUAAUGCUGCCGGAAUUGUUAUGGGAUCCAGAGGUUUGAAUUUGUUAAGAAGAACAUUUUUGGGCAGUGUCAGUUCAUAUGUUAUAAACCAUGCUAACACUGCAGUCACAAUCACACCGCCUGAAAAGAACCUAUCAGUGUCAUCAGGACAUACGGACGAAUCAGAAAUUCUUACUUAGGUUUGAUGUGAAAAUAACUUUUAUAUUAUCCAAAUUAAAACUGAACUUUUAGGAAAUGUAAGGUAUAUAUAUAAAUAUAUAUAUAUAUAUAUAAAAGAGGGUGCCGACUCACAGUAUAAUAUAAUUUUCCACCUUAUACAUAUGUUCAUAUGUUAUGUUUCAUACUACAACUACCUUAGACAUUUUUGUUGUGCUGCAGCGAUGAUUUUUAUUCGGUUUAA